AUGAGCCGGCGCGGCGCGGUGCAGAGGAAGCUGCCCUGCUUGUUCGUGACCGAAGUGAGGGAGGAGCCCUCGGCCAAGCGGGAGCGCCAGCCAUUUAAAGUUCUGGCAACUGAAACUCUCAGUGGAAAAGCCUUGGAGGCAGACCUGGCCAGUGCCAUCCCUACUGAGAAGGUGGAUGGGACCUGCUGCUAUGUCACUGCCUACAAAGGGAAGCCCUGCCUGUGGGCCCGGCUGGACCGCAGACCCUCCAAGCAGGCUGAGAAGAGGUUUAGACGCUGCCUGUGUGCACUGGAUGGCUGCAGAGAGUUUGUUUGGAAUGUUGAAGAGGAUUUCAAGCCUGUUCCAGACACCUGGAUUCCAGCCAAGGACAUUGAGUUCUCUAAUGGCAACCCUUUGCCUGAUGAGAAUGGCCACAUGCCAGGCUGGGUGCCUGUGGAGCAGCACAGCAAGCAGCACUGCUGGCACUGCUCUGCCGUCAGCUACGAGGCUGGGGUGGCUCUGGUGCUGAGGCGCCACACGGAGCCAGGCCUGCUGGAGAUCAGCCCUGUGCCCCUGGCAGAGCUGCUGGAGCAGACCCUGGAGCUGAUUGGGACCAACAUCAACACCAAUCCCUAUGGCUUGGGAAGCAAGAAGCAACCAAUUCACCUUCUGGUGCCACAUGGAGCUUUUGAGAUCAGGAACCCCCCUGCUCUGAAACACAAGGCCAUCCUCUCCUGGUUCGAGGGCUGCAGCGAGGGCAAAGUGGAAGGCAUUGUGUGGCACUGCCAGGAUGGCAGCCUGAUCAAGCUCCAUCGCCACCACCUGGGCUUGCGCUGGCCCCUGGCAGAGCCUCAGCUCAGCUCCCAGCCUGUGGUCAUCUCCUUCCACACACCUGAGCACCACUUCGACCUGGAACCAAAGAGUUUGUUUCACCAUUUUGCCAAGCUGGAUGGGCACAGAUUUGACAGGCUCCAGGACAUCAAGUUUGAUGCUUGAAAUCCUCUUCCUCCUCUCAGUGUUUGCUGCCUUCCUCUCCCUCCAGUCUCCCCUGGAGCCCUGCAGGUUGUCUCCCAGCUUGGGCAGCAGCCAGGUGCUUGCUGCCAGACCUCCCUCAAGGACUAACUUCAGUCUCAACCCUUUCCUGGGAGCUGUGAGGAUGCAGAGCCAAACCUGCUGCCUCUCACUGGCUGGCCCUGAUGCCUCAGCUGAGGAAGGCAAGCAGCUGCUCAAGGUCCUGGCUUGCCCUGCUGUCAGCAGUCACAGUGCACUGGGCCCUGGGGGCUCAGGCUGAGGCUCUGCCUGGGUUUAACAGCAGAGGGAAGCUUUCAGGUGGGACCAGAAACAGGCCUGGAACUGGAUCAGUUUUUGUACAGUUGUAAGAGUUCCCUUUGGAGGGAAGCCUCUCCC
Molecule: messenger RNA, 1386 nt
Organism: Dryobates pubescens (Downy woodpecker)
Lineage: Eukaryota; Metazoa; Chordata; Aves; Piciformes; Picidae
Gene: RLIG1
Product: RNA 5'-phosphate and 3'-OH ligase 1
Exons: 7
Coding region: 1-975 (324 amino acids)
Biological process (GO): response to reactive oxygen species
Molecular function (GO): RNA ligase (ATP) activity
Source: RefSeq, a predicted model, not a curated record